GCACUGAGUCUCUGCUCACAGGCAGAGGCCAUCAGGAAGAAAACAUGGAAAAAAGUAGGAAUUAUUAAGUUUUUAACAGCCUUUUUGAGGCCAGUGAGGACUUAAAUACAAUAACAGUUGAAGCUGUGAGGUAUUGUGCAGACUGGUGAUGGACAGAGAGGAUGAAAGGGGAGGGACACGUUUGAAGAAGAACGUGGGAAGAAAGACUCAAACAGGAAAACAAGAUGUUGCUGAGGACUUUACCUUGAAGCUCCGGGGAAGAGCGCGUACAUUUGGUCAGGAGGAGGAGGAGGCAGGGGCUGGAAUUUGUGCGCUCAGAAGCAAGACGGAGGAAGAGGAGAAGGAGGAGGAGGAGGAGGAGGAGGAGGUAGAGGCUGAAUCACAGCGACAGCUGGAGUUUGUGAGAGGCAGUGGGCUUUUCCGGAGAAUGAAUGAUGAGGGACAACAGCUCCACUUUCUCGUGCACCGGAGGGUUUUUAUCUGGAUUUUACUUCCACUAAGUCGGCAUUUUUAAACUGGAUUGUGUUUGUUUGUAAACUCCAGCUCUGUGGCUAUGCAGCUCCUUGUGGAACCACGCCUGAGGUCCAGCUGCAGGGAAGACGGGCCGCCUCUCAUCGCCUCUCAAGAUCCAUUUCCCAAUUUGAACAUGGUUUCCUGAGAGGCACAACCAACAAAUCAUCAUCAUCGUCGCGAGGAGACACCUAGCUUGGACCAUGGCUGCCCUGUUUCCCAACAUCAGCGUCUCCGGGAGCACCGCGGCCCUGCUGGUGACCACCGACCAUCCGUUCAACCUGACCGCAGCUGCUGAUGUGGAGGGCCGGUCGCUGCCCCCGCUCUGCACCCCCUGCUGCUGUGGCGUCCUCAACCGCACCCUGGCUGUGGCCUUCAUGGUCCUCCUGGCGUUUGCCAUCGUGGUUGGAAACGUGGUCACGCUUACCGUCUUUGUGCAAACCAGGCAGUCGAGAACGCCACAGGGGUAUUUGAAAGUGUCUUUGGCCAUAGCCGACAUGAUGGUUGGUGUCCUGGUGGUUCCCUUCUCCGUCUACACAGAGAUCUCUCUGAUGGUGACCAGCGCUCCUCCUAUCUGGUACCACGGCAGUCCUACUUCUCCAGCUGCUCUCACCUCCCUCGGUGGACCGGUGGGGCCCUGGCAGCCCUGCAUGCUGAUUGGCCCCGUGUUUGCCGGCUGCACCUUUGUCUCCAUCAGCACCAUCUUCCUGAUGACCCUGGAGCGCAGCGUGGCCAUCCUGUGGCCGCUCCACAAGGACGCGUUGGUGACCCGCAGACGGACGCUGCUGCUCAUCCUCCUCUCGUGGGCCGCCAGUUUCCUACUGGCUCUAGCUCCUCUCAUCUUCAGUGGUAACUUCACGCUGGAGUACAACGAAUGCAGUCGUAUGUGCAACUACACCCCACUCCUGUUCGGGGGCCGCCUGCCCCCCGACGCCAACAUACUGCUGCUCUUCCCUGCAUUUGACUUCACCCUGCUGGGGGGCACGUUAGCAGUUAACAUUGUGUCUUUCACCAGCAUUCGGCUGUACACCAGAAAGCGCAAACUGCUCUCAGAGGGAAGUCUGAGUGACGCUGGGGGAGGAGGGGGCGGCUGCCUUCACAGGCCUUCCUUUUCGGACAUCAAGGCCGCCAAGACAAUCGGCAUACUGACAUUUGCCUUCACAGCAUCCUUCUCCCCCAUCGCGGUGUUUGUGCUGGGGAACGUGGUGGGAAACACCUGGUGUAACUUCUCCUUCUUUGCCUUCUGGAUUCUGACGGGAAACAGUUGCUGUAACGUCAUCAUCUACAGUGUUCGAGACCACCGCUUCAGGAAAGGCGUGACCCUGCUCUUUCAAAGGGAGCACUCCCCUCCUCACGCCGAGAAGACCUGAGGGACACCUUUUUUUAAGCGUGUUACAAAUGUUUUAUAUAAAUGUGGCCCAAAGUUUGACUUUUACUCUUGUUCACUUGAAUCACUCCCCACUUAUAUUUGCACUCAAACGAAAGAGGAAAAUGGAAAAACAGUUCCAAACGCCAUUAUCACCUGACUUAACCCUUUAACAUCUGAGGCAUCACCGGGGAGGCUUAAACACAAAAUAUUUACCAUACUGUAACUUUUCAACCAUUAACACAAUCAAAGUAAUUACAGCAGAAUUGUGUUAACAAUUAAAAAAUCAUAACAAUUUAAAAAUUACAGUGAAUCAGAGAACAUAAACACUGGAGCCCCAAUGUUAAAGGGUUAAGUAUGACUUUAGAAGAACCGAUGACACUGGAGGUGACAAAGAAAGAUUAGAUGUGAGCCAGAAGAGAUAAAAAAUACUAAUACAUUUCAAAUACUUGACAUAAAAAUGGCAAAAAAUAAACAAAUCUUUAAAAAAUAACUAAAAACAUGUGACUCAAAAGAAAUUUAUAUCUAUUUACAAAUUUUCCAUGAUGAUAAUUUCUUCUACUGAUUACACUUGAAAAAAAAUAAAAAAAUAUUGUCAUUUGUCGUAACUAAAAUAGGUUUGUAUUCAUCUGCUAAAAGCAGGAUUUUAUCACAAUUUGUCUUGAGAUGCAUUACAAGAAAAAGUAAAAGUGGGAAUUGAUGCACAUUGAGCUGUUCUAGGUGCUAUAAAUAACUCAAAAAGGGUCAAAUCAUCCUUGAAAUGCAAAAAAAAGGAAAAUAAACUGGUUCUGUGAUCGGCAGUUUAAGAUUGACAAGAAAAGUGAGUGUAAGUUGUUGUGAAAAAAAUCUAAUUUUUGUUUAAUAGUUUUAACCAUCAUAGUAAUUUCCUUCUCAAAGAGAAAAUUUUAUCAUGAUUCUGUCUAAUUAUUUAUUUUUAAAAAAGGCCAAUUUGAAUGAAAUCUUUCAUUUAUGCAUUAAAUACGAGCUGGGAAAUGCGGCUCCUCUCCUGAGAGUUCGUGCAGUGUCAGGUUUUUAUUCAGGUCCACCCAUCACACAUCAGCUCAGCAUCAGAGCUUUUAUGAUGACAGUAAAAUUGAGCAUCAGAAUAAAAACCCGCCCACACUGUGUUGACUAUGAUACAAAUACAAGCUCGUCUGUCAACACAAACCAAAAUUUGUCCAAAAAUUGCCCAAAAAGUCCAUAAACAAGAACUAGUGUGUGAGGGAUAAAUGACUGAUGGUGCAAAGCUGCAGCCUUCAUCCAUGAGGGGUUAUGUGUACGUUUGCUCUCAGGGGAGUUUCCUGGUGUUAAAGGUCUUCUUUGACUUCUCUUUUUGACUCAUAUACAGUUCAUCUGUUCCUGUGUCAGGAAAAUGAAUGCUGUCAGUGCAUGUCUACAACUAUGUUGUGUUCAUUUAAACUGAAAUAAAUCUGUUAAAAACAAGCAGACUACAAUUUUAAGGGCAUUUAUGUUUGUUUUUGCUUCCUACGACUUUUCAAAAUACAGUGUUUGUCCUGGACCAACAUGGUGUCAAAGGGUGUUAGGAAAAAGAUCUGUGAUGCUAACAAACUGCAUGUCCUUGCAGCUGCUCUACAGUUUCGAUGCUUCAGCUUCCUCCUUUGACAGACAUUUUUUUGGAGUUGUGCACCAGAGGGAAUUUCAGAAGCACCUCUCAAUUUCCAGAAGUCAGGUUUUUUGUUCUCUGAGCAUCUUCAUGUCUGCAGCUGAGACAACAUAACUUUAUUUUGAAUAAACUCUCAUGAUAAUCUGCCUCAAGAAUCAGAAAUGCACUUUACUAGUAAAUAUGUGUCGAACACCCCAUUUAAUUCAUACAUUCUCAUUUUGUAAGCGAGUGAAUGAACUGUUGGAGCAGAUCCUCAAACUUUUCUUUUACAAAAUCAUCUGCAACCUAAAUGAAUCUUCUGUGUCAGCUUUAAAUAUUUUUUUUUUUGCACUACAUAAUUUUUCUGUCAAUAGAUUGAGACAAACUUGACAACCUUUUCAAAAUACUAAACCUUUUCAAGUAACAUAAA
Oryzias melastigma (Indian medaka) is the source of this 3909-nucleotide messenger RNA. Its product is annotated as trace amine-associated receptor 13c. Gene Ontology annotation, biological process: G protein-coupled receptor signaling pathway. Bases 714 to 1880 code for a protein of 388 amino acids. Lineage: Eukaryota; Metazoa; Chordata; Actinopteri; Beloniformes; Adrianichthyidae. The transcript has 4 exons. The record is from RefSeq and is a predicted model, not a curated record. Gene Ontology annotation, molecular function: G protein-coupled receptor activity. Gene Ontology annotation, cellular component: membrane.